Molecule: messenger RNA, 1400 nt
Organism: Osmia bicornis bicornis
Lineage: Eukaryota; Metazoa; Arthropoda; Insecta; Hymenoptera; Megachilidae
Product: serine/threonine-protein kinase Nek5-like
Exons: 6
Coding region: 62-982 (306 amino acids)
Biological process (GO): protein phosphorylation
Molecular function (GO): protein kinase activity; ATP binding
Source: RefSeq, a predicted model, not a curated record
UCGUACUUGUUGGUGAAAGCUUAUAACGCAACAUGGUUUGUUUUUAAUAUUUUAUAUAAAAAUGUCAAUGCAUAUAAAUGAUUAUGUAUUCGAAAUAUUGUUAGGACAAGGUAGUUUCGGAUCUGUUUAUCUAGUGCGACGAAAGAAAGACUCGAAACCGUUCGUCGUGAAAGAACAAGCUUCAGGCGCUAUAAAUGCUUUACCGUUUAAGAAUAUAUUAGAAGAAGUGCAAUGUUUGCAUACACUAAGGCAUCCUAAUAUAGUCGCUUAUUACGGAGCCUGGAUAGAAAACAAUCACAGUUACAUUCUUAUGGAGUACGCCACGCGGUGCACCUUAAAGGAUUUGCUAGAAAAAUAUCAAUCUCCUCUGAGAGAAGAAGAUGCGCUGUACUUAUUCUCUCAAAUCGUCCUCGGCGUUCAUCACAUUCAUUUCGAGAAGAUACUCCAUCGUGAUUUAAAGCCAGAGAACAUCAUGUUGACGGGAAGUCGCGGGGAGAUCGUGAAAAUUGGAGAUUUUGGCGUGUCGAAAAAUUUCAAAGAGUAUAAUAGAAAUAUUUCGGUGCAAUUAAACAGUCCAUCGACCGUGUGUCGCGCUGGAUCGUUUUAUUAUAUGGCCCCAGAAAUGUUGAAAGGGCAAUCUUAUGACUUCAAAUGCGACAUAUGGAGUAUGGGUGUGAUUCUUUAUGAAAUGAUCACGAAAAGACAUCCCUUUCCUGCCACGACAUUAUCAGAGAUCAUAAAAAUGAUUUGCGAAGAAGAUCCUCAGCCUCUUCACAAAGAUACCUCGGCACCUGUCGUGAAUAUAAUAUCAAAAAUGUUGAGGAAACAGUCGUUUUACCGUCCAAAAACGAAUCAGUUGGUUCUAUGCCCUUAUCUCGUACCUUAUAUCGUUCGGGUGUACAUGAAUCUCGGACGAAUUCCGAAAAAUAAGAAUUUUGGACCGGAAAUGUUUCUGAAAUUCUUACGAUCACAACGGUUUUAGUUUAAAUGAAAAAUUUCCAUGCUCUCCAGUACAAUUGUUUUCAUUCAAUUCGAAACAAAAGGCAACCGGUUGAUAUAAUUAUUGUAGCUAUUUAUUGUUAGCUCUAUGGAAUUGUCCGAUGAACGGUUAUCGAACUCGGCUGGUAUGCGCAUACGUAGGAUCAAAAGCGUAACGGCAGGAAACGAAGACCGGAACUGCGGAAUGUUCGUUUUAUUUCAUCACGUGCAUACCUGCCUCUUGAAAACCGUUCGGUUUGCAUUUAGUUAGAAGGAUAUCAUCCUUCUGUCUGUAUUAAAGUUUUCAAUAAUCGUCUAGAAAUGAAGAAACUCUUUGUUUAAAGUUAUAUCUGUGUGAUUCAAAGUGUAUCUUCCAAUAUAUUUAAAGUAGAUUCACAAUGAAAUAUAUAGUACAAAUUUUA